AUCUGUCAAAUUCACAUCAUUCAAAGCCAAUAGAAAAGCAAUCACCUGAAAAAUUCAUUCAUAAUAACUCUGUUUUGAAAAAUUUAUUUAUUAAAUCUUUUUUUUUAUUACUCCAACAUAAUUCGGAAUGAGUAUUUUCAGCCUCAAGGGCUUGAGUGUGCGUUUCUGCCGGCAGGCAUACAUUCUAGCUAGUGUGCGAGCGGGAGUUGCACCAAUGCCGGGCCGUACCAAAUUGAGGUUAAGUUUGUGUGAGUGCAGUAAUCAGCAGACAAUCAAUUACAGUAGUCGAGGGAUUGCAGUGCAUGCAAUCGCUACCACACAUGAAGAACUAACAAGACUAAAGCCAUGUCUACUUGCAGCCACAACGCCGUUACGCGGUAUCCACAACAACUUGUAUCAAAUGGUAAAAAAGCGUACACUUGAUGCACGCACUAAAUUGCAGCAUAACAAAUUUCCUAAUAAUGAAGCAUGCGAAGAACCAUCAAAGAACCCUUCAUCUAACUGCAAUGACCAAAGUGGUAGUACAAUGUGUUCAUCUCCAUCUCCCGGUCCUUCCGACCGAUUAUCACCACCCUCAUCUACCUCAUGCAAACCUCAAAUUGAAAAGUCUGCAAAAGAACCUUGUCCACCCAAUCCAGUCAAGCUCGAACAAACGACACAAAAGGGGUGCGUUAAAAAUACAGAAUUAUUGCGAGCAAAAGACUGCAAUAUAAGUAGUAGAAAAAAGGUAACUUGUGAUAAAAAACCAAGUGAAGGUGGCGGUGCUGGUGGUGUAGGCGGUACAGGCGGCGCAAAGGGUGCAUGCGGUGCAGGUCAAAGUGGCUCACCUGGUUCGGGUAUGGGAGAUGAUGAAGCGACAAGGAAAACUAGAAUGCUAUUGGCUAUGCUGGCGGCUUUGGGACUCGGUGGAUUGCUUUUGUGGUUAUUGACGAGGCGAAAACCAAAGAGUGCUGAGAGCAAAGAAUGUAAACCAGGUGCAAAGAGCGUAACGACAAUUCCAGCGACAUCAGCUGAUCUGCCAAAACAUGUGCCAUAUUUACUAGUUGGUGGUGGAACAGCAGCUUUUUCAGCAUUCCGUGCAAUUAAAUCGAACGAUCCGCGUGCAAAGGUGCUUAUGAUCACAGAUGAAAUGAGAAAGCCUUAUAUGCGGCCACCACUUUCCAAAGAACUUUGGUAUUCGGCAGAAAAGGGUGAAGUUACGAAAGACUAUCGUUUCAAACAGUGGACUGGCGCAGAAAGAAGCCUCUUCUUUGAGCCUGAAGAGUUCUUUGUUGAACCUUCGAAGCUAAUGGAAACAAUAAAUGGUGGCAUCGCCGUGGCGCAAGGUUUCACUGUGAAGAAGGUUGAUCCAGCCAAACAUAUUGCAACGUUGGCCGACGGUUAUGAAAUCGGCUAUGACGAAUGUUUGAUAGCGACAGGUUGCACACCGAAAAAUCUCGAUGUGUUUUUGCAUGCAAUACCUGGCGUGAGGGAAAAGGUUAUGAUGUAUCGCAGUCCCGAUGAUUUUGAACGUUUGAAGCAAUAUGCUGAUGAAAAGAAAUCGAUUACAAUUUUGGGGAAUGGCUUUACUGGCAGCGAGUUGGCAUGCUCGCUGGCGAAUUAUGCCAAGAACAAAAAAGUGAAAAUAUAUCAAAUAUUUCCAGAAUCUGGAAAUAUGUCCCGAGUACUGCCUGAUUAUCUAAGCAAAUGGACCACUGCCAAGAUGGAAUCAAUGGGAGUGUGUGUCAUACCUGAGACGAGCGUCAAAGAUGCACAACGCGACGAAACACUACUUAAGCUGUCGCUUAGCAAUGGCAAGAGUUUAUUAACUGAUGUUGUUGUAGUAUGCGUGGGUUGUGAACCGAACACAAAAUUAGCGACAACCUCGGGCUUGGAGACCGAUAGUAAUAUAGGCGGUUUUGUAGUUAAUGCUGAAUUAGAGGCUAGGCGAAAUUUGUUUGUGGCUGGUGAUGCAUCCUGCUUCUACGAUCCGUUGCUUGGACGACGACGCAUCGAACACCAUGACCAUUCUGUGGUAUCAGGCAGACUGGCGGGAGAAAAUAUGGUCGGAAAAAAAAAAGCCUAUACGCAUCAGAGUAUGUUUUGGUCCGACUUGGGUCCAGAGGUCGGUUACGAAGGCAUCGGCCUCGUUGAUGCUUCCUUGCCCACAGUUGCUGUGUUUGCAUUGUCUACACCGAAUCCAGAACGCCGCAGUGAUAAUUUAACCGAAAAAGCUGUGGUCGAGGGUGGGGACGGCGGUAAGACAGUGACUGUGAACACGGAAGCACCGGACGUCAAGUGCGAUCCGAACGAGGCGGACGAGUAUGGGCGUGGGGUUAUUUUUUAUAUGAAAGAUGAUAAAAUAGUGGGUAUUUUAUUGUGGAACCUCUUCAAUCGCAUUGGUUUGGCACGAACAAUUAUCAAUCAGAAUAAGAAAUACGACGACUUAAAUGAAGUUGCGAAACUCUUCGAAAUUCAUGCGUAGUUCCGAAAAGCGUUAAACAAAUUCGUAAUGUUUAAUAAUAAUUUGGUUAGGUAAAAAUGUUUGUUACCAUUAGUUAAUUACACGUGUAAAUUUGCAAUGUACAUCUGAAAUAUACAUUUAUAUAAAUA
Molecule: messenger RNA, 2592 nt
Organism: Anastrepha obliqua
Lineage: Eukaryota; Metazoa; Arthropoda; Insecta; Diptera; Tephritidae
Gene: AIF
Product: putative apoptosis-inducing factor 1, mitochondrial
Exons: 10
Coding region: 128-2464 (778 amino acids)
Biological process (GO): apoptotic process; mitochondrial respiratory chain complex assembly
Cellular component (GO): mitochondrion; cytoplasm
Molecular function (GO): FAD binding; NAD(P)H oxidase H2O2-forming activity; protein dimerization activity
Source: RefSeq, a predicted model, not a curated record